AUGCAUAGUCACUUCACCCCUACCUACACCCCUUCCUACACCCCUACCUACACCCCUUCCUACACCCCUACCUACACCCCUACCUACACCCCUACCUACACCCCUCCCUACACCCCUACCUACACCCCUACUUACACCCCUUCCUACACCCCUACCUACACCCCUUCCUACACCCUUACCUACACCCCUUCCUACACCCCUACCUACACCCCUACCUACACCCCUUCCUACACCCCUACCUACACCCCUACUUACACCCCUUCCUACACCUCUACCUACACCCCCUCCUACACCCCUACCUACACCCCUACCUACACCCCUUCCUACACCCCUACCUACACCCCUUCCUACACCCCUACCUACACCCCUUCAUACACUCCUUCCUACACCCCUACAUACACCCCUACCUACACCCCUUCCUACACCCCUACCUAUACCCCUACCUACACCCCUUUCUACACCCCUACCUACACCCCUUCCUACACCCCUACCUACACCCCUACCUACACCCCUUCCUACACCCCUACCUACACCCCUACCUCGACUAACCUACAGGUCCAGUUGCUACGCACUGAGGUCAACCUCAACCCACCCACCCAUUAUACCACAACCAACAACAUAUCAUCACCUCUGACCUCCAUUGAGCUUGUCCAAGUGCCCCCGACCAUCUACCUCCCCACAGCCGCCCCCUCAAUGCCUGAGCCCAACACCUUCCCCCCCUCCCCUCUCUUCCUCCUCACCCCCGACCCUUUCUUCAAUGGAUCCUACCACAACUGGACCAACCCUGGCGGCGGAGGCGUGGGGGGUUUCCAACUCACUAUAGCAGGGGUCAUUAUUCCCCUCAUCUAUGUAGCAGUCUGUGUGAUCGGCCUGGUGGGCAACACAUUGGUCAUCUACAUUGUUUUACACUAUGUGAGGACGGAGUCGGUCACUAACAUCUAUAUACUCAACCUGGCCAUCGCUGAUGAGCUAUUCAUGCUAGGCCUCCCCUUCCUGGCGGUCCAGAACGCUCUGCUCUCCUGGCCGUUUGGUUCUCUCAUGUGCCGUGUGGUCAUGACUGUGGACGCCAUCAACCAGUUCACUGCCAUCUUCUGUCUCACGGUCAUGUCCAUCGACCGCUACCUCGCAGUGGUCCAUCCCAUACGUUCGUCGUGGUGGAGGCGACCGCACGUGGCCAAGGCGGUGAACGCGGCGGUGUGGGCGGUGUCGUUUGUGGUGGUGCUGCCCGUGGUGGUGUUUGCGGACGUACUGGAGGAUGAUGGGAACUGUAGUAUCGUGUGGCCUGAGCCAGCCGAGGUCUGGAAGGCAUCGUUCAUCGUGUACACGUGCACGGUCGGGUUCUUCGGACCGCUACUCGUCAUCUGUCUCUGCUACCUGCUCAUUGUGAUCAAGGUGCGCAACGCGGGGAAACGGGCCCGGUCCACCUCCUCCCGACGCAGGAAGUCCGAACGCAAGAUCACCCGCAUGGUGGUUGUCGUGGUAGCAGUGUUCGUGUUGUGCUGGCUCCCAUUCUACAUCCUCAACAUCGUUAACCUGCUAAUCCUGUUACCGGGCGAAUUCCGGGUCUACUACUUUGUGGUGGUCCUAUCGUACGCUAAUAGCUGCGCUAACCCAAUAAUUUACGGAUUCCUGUCCGAUAAUUUUAAGAGAGGGUUCCGGAAGGCUCUUUGUCGUUCUUCGAGGAAGGUGGAGAACCACGAGAGGGCGGCAGCCACCGAGCUGCAGCGCCCUGCAGAGCUCUGGAGGGAAAUUGUGCCCGAGCCGCGAGAUGGCCUGGGGGUCACCAAGUCUCAUGAAGGAGGGGAGGAAGAAGUGGAGGAGGAAGAAGAGAAUGGGAUAGAGAUGGAGAGAAGAGAAGAUGCCACUCAGAUUAGAGAGAACUACAGGAUUGCACAGAACGGGAACGGAGGAGGACAAGUUGAGAGCUCCAGGAUCUUGUUCACUCCGGGGAGAAAGGUGGAGACGGUACCCCUGGGGCAGAGGGCUAAAGCUGGGGAGGAGGCUGAGAAUGGCCCAGGCUUAGAAGUGGGGCCUACUGUCGCUGUCUCCACUCUUGCCAAUGGAUCAAAGAGUGAAAGUAACAGGUCACGUCCAGAGACAGUGGAGAAGAGCACCAAGCUAGAGAUCAGCUACCUGUAA
Oncorhynchus masou masou (cherry salmon) is the source of this 2139-nucleotide messenger RNA. Its product is annotated as somatostatin receptor type 3-like. Lineage: Eukaryota; Metazoa; Chordata; Actinopteri; Salmoniformes; Salmonidae. The record is from RefSeq and is a predicted model, not a curated record. Gene Ontology annotation, cellular component: plasma membrane; neuron projection. Gene Ontology annotation, biological process: neuropeptide signaling pathway. Gene Ontology annotation, molecular function: somatostatin receptor activity; neuropeptide binding.